AUGGCCGACAUAAGAUGGCGGUUUGUGAGCCUGCUUUGCGUGGCACUGAUGGCUGAUGGAGUGAUGUCAUCCAAGGAGCUCCUGUCCAGGAUGAGCACUGGCUUCAAUAAUGUUGUCGAUGGCUGUAAGAAUGAGUUGCAAGUAGGUGACCACAUAAUGCAGGAUAUGUUCAACUUCUGGCGCGAGGAGUACGAGCUGGUGAACCGGGAGCUGGGCUGCAUGAUCCUCUGCAUGGCCGGCAAGCUGGGGCUCGUGGGAGACGACCAGAAGAUGCACCAUGGGAAAGCCGAAGACUAUGCCAAGAGUCAUGGAGCUGACGACUCCACCGCAAAGCAGCUGGUCACGAUAAUCCACGACUGCGAGAAAGCGAGCGACGCAGUGGAGGAAGCCUGCAGCAGGACCCUGGAGGUCUCCAAGUGUUUCAGAACCAAGAUACACGAGCUGCAGUGGGCGCCCUCCUUCGAGGUCAUGAUGCAAGAGCUCAUGACAGCCGGAUAGGCGUACUUGAAAACGAAGGUGGCCCUGCUGUACUUAGAGAUGGAGAAAAAUCGCAAUUAAUGAAAAACCAGUUCCAGAGCCUGCAUAUAGAGCACAGUUUCUUUUGUUUUAAAAAUGCCUUGCAGCAACUAACUUUCAUAGAUUUUUCCAUGCCAGAACUUGCCAUGGUCUAAAGAUUUAUAAAAUUCCAAACAAAGUGAUUGUACGUAGUAUUGUAAGGGCCACCCACUCUUGUGACACCGGUAUCGUAAUAUUAAUGCGCAUUAAUGAGUAGUGUUCGUAAUCUAAGCUGUAAUGAGCUAUUGUUGAGGACUCUGGUUUCAUCACAUAUUAUUGGUGGUGG
This is a messenger RNA of Trichoplusia ni (cabbage looper), 841 nucleotides long. Its product is annotated as general odorant-binding protein 1-like. The transcript has 3 exons. NCBI's taxonomy places the organism in Eukaryota, Metazoa, Arthropoda, Insecta, Lepidoptera, Noctuidae. Bases 1 to 498 code for a protein of 165 amino acids. Gene Ontology annotation, molecular function: odorant binding. The record is from RefSeq and is a predicted model, not a curated record.